Molecule: messenger RNA, 315 nt
Organism: Adineta ricciae
Lineage: Eukaryota; Metazoa; Rotifera; Eurotatoria; Adinetida; Adinetidae
Source: the annotation of a GenBank genome assembly
AUGAACAAAAAUAUUUUCUCAGAAUUAUCGGCAAUCACAGAUGACAACAAGACCUACUCAGCUGUGUUUGAACGAGGAACAAAAAGAGCUGCAACUGAACAAAGUGGAGGUGAAGUGAAAAGACAAAUGCUCGACCAUCAUUCACAUAAAGAGCAAGUUUCGAAUCUUAACGCAAAUGCGUUUGAUAAGCCAAUGUUUGUUAGUGCUGCUGAGUUUGCAGCUCAUGCUCGUACAAGUAGCCAAGCAAUACCUGAGAUUUCUGAUGAAGAACUACUUAAAAUGGCGAUUGAAUUCGAAAAGAAGCAUCCUCAAUAG